AUGAAGAGGAAUUUUACUGACAGUUCAGCCCGUAGCACAGCAGGCUGCCUCCCUGUUCCACUGUUCCAUCAGAGGAAAAGAAACAGGCAACCCCUCACAUCAAACCCGCUUGAAAAUGAGCCAGCUACUGACAAUUUGGCUUCUAAACUGGAUUUUUCUACCAUGCUUGCAGAUUUCGGAUGGGAAACUACAAGGCCUGAACCGACUUGUCUCCAGAAAACUGACACAACAAGUCAACCUUCGCUGUUAAGACACCAAAACACACCGUCAGAGUCUUCCAUGUCAUGUGUUGGCAGGAACUUGAACAACUGGAGACUAGAGGAGAAAAAUGCCAGUGCUAACAUCUGGAAAACAAAGGACCUUCUGGCUUUUGGCAAUGGCAGAGAAAACAGAAAGAUCUCGCAGCCUGGAAAGAGUGCGCAUUGCUCGACGGAGACCGGAUCAACACAGCAGAAAAUAGCCGGCCACCCAAAGGCAUCUCAGAGCAGUAAGGCGUGGGCGGCAGGGCAGAAAUAUUCAACCACAACCCAAUGGCCAGCAGUCGCAGACACCGUGCCAAGAGGCCUGCAAGAUCGGGGCACUUCCUAUGCAUUUAAACAGGCUCCUUGCCAACAAAAAGCUAAUGAGAGAAAGGCUGGCAAAAUUAUCCAGAAAGGGCCGGUACAUCAAGCCAAACUGCAAGAAAACGACAAUUCGCUCAGAAUGAUAUGUGCGGUCAUUGAAAGCAUGAAGCACUGGAGUCAGUUCACACAUAAAGCCCCACUGUUAUUUGAAGUAUUGGGCACUCUGGAUUCUGCAGUCACUCCCGGGCCGUACAGUGCAAAGACUUUCCUUUUGAGGGAUGGGAAGGAGACGGUGUCGUGCGUCUUCUACGAAAUUGACUGGGACUUACCAAGAUUAAUCCGAGGUCAGGUUCACAGGUGUGUGGGAAACUAUGAUACCAAAAGGAAGGUUUUCCAGUGUGUGUCUGUACGACCAGCAACCGUUACGGAACAGCAGACUUUCCAAGAUUUUGUCAAAGCUUCAGAUGUUGAGAUGAGCAAAUAUGUAAAAUCAAGCAAUGAAACUUAA
This is a messenger RNA of Varanus komodoensis (Komodo dragon), 1071 nucleotides long. RefSeq names its product spermatogenesis associated 22 (gene SPATA22). The record is from RefSeq and is a predicted model, not a curated record. NCBI's taxonomy places the organism in Eukaryota, Metazoa, Chordata, Lepidosauria, Squamata, Varanidae. The coding region runs from base 1 to 1071 and encodes 356 amino acids. The transcript is spliced from 8 exons. Gene Ontology annotation, biological process: homologous chromosome pairing at meiosis; gamete generation; meiotic DNA repair synthesis.